Molecule: messenger RNA, 15410 nt
Organism: Pelobates fuscus (common spadefoot toad)
Lineage: Eukaryota; Metazoa; Chordata; Amphibia; Anura; Pelobatidae
Gene: DNAH14
Product: dynein axonemal heavy chain 14
Exons: 90
Coding region: 69-15410 (5113 amino acids)
Biological process (GO): microtubule-based movement
Cellular component (GO): dynein complex
Molecular function (GO): dynein light intermediate chain binding; ATP hydrolysis activity; minus-end-directed microtubule motor activity
Source: RefSeq, a predicted model, not a curated record
UGUACACCCCUGAGAGAGCUCAGCAGGGAGCUCUGUAUACUGAGGGAUCCCACUACCUACCUGCCACAAUGGAACAGAAGAACGUCAUGUACAUGAGUGAGCACAGCCUACCACCAAACACACAAUUGCUCUCCAGACUGUAUCUCAAGCCAGAGAAUUCUGAUGUUCUCCAGAUGGUCUCCAAGAAGAAUACGAUGCCCAAACGAGCUGUCAUUGCUAAUGAAGACAGUAAUGCACCAGUGAGCAAUCCUUUUGUGACUUUUGUUCCCAGACCUCCACCAGGAAACACAGACAGGAUGUAUCUCCCAAUCCGGACCUCUAUCAAUACAGAAGACUGGAAGAAAAGAGGGGCUGGAAGAUUAAAGGAAGAAAUGAGACAUAAAAACAACGUGAUCCGUGAUAUUCACCCCAGGGAGCUGAAGUCAAAAGUAGGAAUGAAGGGAAUGACAGAUACGGCAGAUCAUUCUCUGCAACCUGCUGAGCUGGACAUGAAAUGCCCUAAGCAUAGUGAUGACGAUUUCUCCUACGGAACAAAGGAGGGAUAUGUACUGGCUAAGGUGCCACCUCCGCUGCAGACCCCGGCCACGGGGCAGGACACGGCUCCGGUGACAGCCAAACUCAUGAAAGAACUACUGGCGGAGCUACAAAAGAACCUACAGGCAGAUAUGGCCACAAUCCGCCAGGACCUUAAAGGCCUGACGGGCAGAAUAGGGGCGCUGGAAACAACUUCGCCCUCCUGUAAGCAGCAGCUCACUACCCUCCAACAAGAGGUUAAAGACCUGCAAAUACUAACCUGCUCUUAUGAGUGCCGAUUUGCCGCCCUCGAAGAUUCCCGCCGCCAGAAUAAUGUAAAGGUUAGAGGGGUCCCUGACAACAUACCCGAUGCGGAGCUCCCACACGUGGUGAGGAGGUUGCUGUCGGCCCUACUCACACCCAAACUGUCCAGAGCGCUAGAAACGGAAAGCAUAUUCAGGGUACCUAAAUCAGCCCAGGCACCAACCUCAGCCACGAGGGACCUGAUUAUACAAUUUGUCAGAGGUAAAGACAAGGCAGCCUUCCUAAACACACUGCGCGGCAACUCACCUUACGCCUUCGAAGAGCCUGAUGACAGCGUCAUAACACUUAUUAUCAGGAUGAGAGACAAACUUGGAUGGAAAACCGAGUUACACAACAAGAUAGUGGAGCACCGUACCAUGACCGAUAAAUAUACAGGUCUACUAGAGGCAAAAAAACCUGUACUAGAGGACAGGGGGGACUUUGUGUACUGUCUUCCGAGAGACUCUAUCAGUCCUACAGCUCGAUACAAUGUUUACGAUCUUCAAGUUGUACCUGCAGCGAGAGCCCUUCGUUCUGAAAUGUACUGGACUGUUAGUGCAUCGCAAGUCUGCAAGAUAUGUAUGGUGUCAGGAGCAGAGAUUAUGGACAUUGUGCCUCUCACCGAGUGGCUUCAUGAAAGGGCGAAUUACUACGUAAUCAAGGACUUAACGAUAUUUUCACAGUUCAGGCUGAGGAAGGCUUUUGCAGUCUGGAAAAUGAAUGUUCGCCGAGCUAAGACAGAUCACAGCAGGACGAUGAUGUUAAAACAGUUAUAUUUUGCUGAUGAGUUGUUCCUGGGAUGCCUGCUGUAUAUCCAGUCUGUGCGCGAGGAUGCUGUGACUGUAGACCUUGGUGGUGUGUGUGGCGAGACAGCUAUUGUAUUAAUUAAGCUUUCUGAUUCCCAUACCUACUCCCUGAAAGAGUUCUGUGCCGUCCAGUCUCAGCAAGGUGAUACCGCCCUCGCCAAAAUCGAAACGCUACGGAAGAAAGUGGUAGCUGUUAUUUCCCAGACAUGCCUGAAGGUGGCUGAAGUAGAAGGCAUGGGACAUCUUUUUUCCUCAGAAAACCCAAUAAAACCAAACUAUACAGAGCUGUCCAACUGCCGAAAUCUGCAGGAACGUUUCGGCAGAUUUCUAAACCUCACCGACACUAUUUUCCAGGAGAUCCUUCGAUGUGUUGUGAUCAACUCUGUUCGCUUGCUUCUAGAGUUCUUACAGACUUCCUAUGAUGUAACUUCGACAGACGUGAAAAAGAACAAGGAACUAAGUCUGGAAGAAGAGACAAAAUCUGGAAAAUCUGUUCAGACAAUGAAGGAAGAAAAGCUUGUUACGGUAAAAGCUGAACAGAAGCAAGUCCUGUUUGAGAGUGAUAUUGUUAAGGCGCUGUACGACAUUAAGAAGAAAUUUGAAGGAAAACACGAGGCGGCACCAGUUUUUGAAGUGAAUCUUGCCCUCUGCUGUCAUCCCGGCAGAGAGCACAGCUCCCGGAUAGGAGAAAUGCCCGUAUCACCCUCCACUGCUGGACCAGGCAAACCAGAGAGACAAGCUGGCCCCAGACAGCGCGUUCCAACCAUGGAUGGAAAGAUGGAGACUCUGUCAUCGGCAGACGGGAAGCAAGUCACUUUUCAAGAUUCCAGUCUGUCUGACGCUGAAGAAUCUGAUGAGGACAGUGAUGAUGAAAUAGCACCAGAAAGUAUUUUUCUAAAAGUGGGCACGAUGGGCCGAAAACUGAAAAAACAGAGAGCGGACAAGCCCCGGCUGGGCAUGAACAUAGGGGAACUCUGGCGGCAGGCCCACGAGGCCACAGACGCCAAGAUGGCGUCCCUGCACGGAGGCUGCACGGAUUUCUCGGAUGAGAACUCCGACGACACUAGCGAAGUCCUGAUACCAGCCUCGGCACUGCCACCGCCGAUACGGGCACAGACCCAGCCGGUAGGAACAAACCCCAACCCAGUGACCAUGGAGGCCUUGAGCACGCUCAUUUCGGAACACCACGGCAAGAUAGCUGCGGAUGUGGCCCUAAUCCGGGGAGACCUCAAACUCAUCGCAACACGGCUGGGAACAGUGGAGGAGACAACCACCAAACACACUUGCCAAAUCAAGGAGCUCCAGACAGCCGUGCAUAAUCUGCAACAACAAACCCUGCAGCACGAAUACCAACUCUCAACGAUGGAAGAUAAACGGCGCCAGACUCACCUAAAGGUCAGAGGGAUAGCAGACACGGUACCUGAGGCAGAGCUCCCACACCUCAUUAGGAGACUGCUCACCGCACUGCUAAACCCAAAGACAGCCAAAGCCAUCCUUAUCGAUGGGAUCUUUCGGGUGCCUCGACCAGCAAAUGCACCGCCUAACACCACCAGAGAUGUGGUGAUCCGUUUUCAAACCCUUAAAGACAAGGCAGCGGUACUGGAAGCUACUAGGGGCCACACCACCUACUCUUUCGAGGACAUGAAUCUGUCCUUCUACACGGAUCUCUCCAGCGGGACGCUGGCGUGGAGAAGGUCCUUGCGUCAAUUUACAGCUGAACUGCGACAACACCAAAUUAAAUACCGGUGGUCAUCCGCUACCUCUAAUAAUCUUGUCUGUGUAUCUCCUGCUAAGACGGAGUUUGAGGAACACGUGGAAGGGAUUGUGAAUGGAUUCGAGCAAAUAAUAGGUAAAAUUGAUGCUCUUAGUCAGGAAACAAGUCUCUCCAAUUUCUGCUUUCAAAUUACACGUAAUAUACCCGUAUCUCCAAUGGAACCAGAGCAGAAUGCAAGGGAAAGGCUACAAGUGUGGCCUGACUGCGAGCUACUUCUCGGGACCGACCCAGAUUAUCAGAGUAAGGUUCAAAAUAUUAUCUCAAUUGUUAAGAAUUCAAUGAAAGACGUGGAAAGUUAUAGCAGAGAUUUUAACAAGUACUGCACCAUGGUGGGAACAGCGCAAAAUGUAAAAAUGAAGAUUACUAGAGCAGAAACAGAAAUGUCUCCGGAUGACUACCGAAACAUCCUGGCUACAUUCAAACACUUUAUCACGGAGUGUAAACAAAUGAACACAGAGAGGCGCGUACAUGCCUGUAAGGUCCACAGUCUGCAGUAUCAGAUGGAAUGCCUGCAACAUCUGGAGGCUGUAUUGCGUAGUGUUUGUGUAUCUCUGCCUGUUCUAGCGUACGCAAAGAAUUUACAACUUUUGGAUGUCAUUCAUGAUGCAUUGAGGAAGCUGAACAUGGACCUGACACAGGUGGAGGACUUUGUUGAGCAUUUAACGUUCCUUGGUCAGAUAUCGUCUGAGGUUCCAUCGCUGGAGAAGAAGUACACUACUGUUAUACAGCUCUAUGCUGUUGCCAAAGACUACAAUGUGCCUAUUUCUUCAGAGGAAUUAGCUCUAUUCCAGAGUCUUACUCCAAGCUUUCAACAACUAAAAUCAUCCGUACUCUACUGCGAAGCAAAAAAAGAUGAAGGAAUUGUUAAAUUCAGUGGAGAUUUGGACAAGUAUAUUUCCAACUUGCACUUUGAGAUAAUGGAUCUCAAGAUUAAGGUCCGAAGCCCCAUACUUCUUCAGAGUGACACGUUCCCAAUGGAAGCCAAAGACACCAUUCUGAAUCUCCAGGAAGAAUUUGAGGAUAUUUCUAGUAAAGCACAGUGUUACUCAACCUACCAGGAGAGAUUUGGAAGUUCCAUCACGCACAUGAAAGCCCAGUUAAUGGAUACGAUACUGUCACAGAAGAGCGCAACAGGAGAUAUCAGCACUCACCUCCUUAACACAGAGCUCACUGAAGUCGAAUGUGACUUGAGUUUGAGGAAGCUCCUUUGGGAGUCUACAGAAGAAUGGGCAAACCUUAGUGCUGAGUGGAGGUCUACCUCUUUCCAACAGCUCAAUGUUGAUGUCAUACAGAGGGAUGUUAAUCGAUUCAGCCAUACAUUGAUCAUGCUUGAGAAAGGUUUGCCAACAAACGAUAUUGUAGUAUCCCUGAGGCAAUCGAUUCUGGAUUUUAAGCAAAGUUUGCCUAUUGUGGUUGCUUUAAGGAACCCAUGUCUACAGAACCGACAUUGGGAAACAAUACACAAUACCAUCGGCAGACUGAUUAUACGCGAUAAGAACUUCACCUUAGGGAAUCUCUUGGAGCUUAAGAUAGCUCAGCACAAAAAUAAGAUAAUUGACAUCUCUACAACUGCGACCAAUGAAGCCACGCUGGAAGGGAUGUUACAUAAAAUAAUUCGUCUUUGGAAUAAAACAGAGUUCGCGUUGACCGUGCAUCGGUCAGAACUUUCAGAAGUUCCAAUUAUUGCGUCUGCCGAAGACAUAAUGACUCAACUAGAGGAAUGUCAAGUUAUAAUUUCCACAUUAAAGGGUUCGCGCUACGCCGGACCCAUUAAGAAUACAGUAGCUGAAUGGGAUCGGAAGCUGAAUCUCUUCAUUCGCACCAUGGAGGAAUGGAUGAUGUGUCAGAAAAACUGGCUCUACCUCGAACAAAUCUUUCUAGCGUCUGACAUCCAGAGGCAACUCCCGGCUGAAGCAAAGCUGUUUUCCCAAGUGGAUAGUUCCUGGAAAGAGAUAAUGAAUAAUAUAAAAGAUCGUCCAAAUGCUCUCCGGGCAGCUACUGUUCCGGGACUCCUGGAAAUACUGCAGAACAACAAUGUUUGUCUUGAGAAGAUUCUGAAAUGCCUUGAGGACUUUCUUGAAAUUAAACGCAGAGUCUUCCCCAGAUUUUACUUCCUAAGCAAUGAUGACCUUAUUUCUAUUUUAUCCGAAAGCAAAAAUCCCAAUGUUGUCCAGCGCCACCUGGAGAAGUGUUUUGAGAAUAUUCGUCAUCUAGAUAUUGAGUAUCCGAUAAAAAGCCCUGCGGUGGUGGUAAUGAUUACUUCUGCCGAAGGAGAGAGAAUCCCUAUGCCCAAAAAUGUUCGUAUAAGAGGACCAGUUGAACAGUGGUUGGGAAAUUUGGAAAGCAGCAUGUUUGAUGUUGUGAAGAAGAUGUUGAAAAUUGGAGUCAUGGACUGGAAUCCAUCAGUAUUUAAGAAUUGGAUGCUAAGUCACCCCGGACAAGUGGUCCUUGUUGUGAGUCAAAUAAUGUUUAACAAGGAUUGCGUGAGAAGUUUCAGCUCCCCUGACCCAGAAGAAGAGUUGAAUGUUGUCUACUCCAACCUGGUGAACCGGCUAGGGGACCUGGCUGAGAUAGCCCUCGAUAUCUCUAUUCCUCACCAAAAAACCACCCUAGAAGCCUUGCUUACCCUAUACGUGCAUUGCAGGGAUAUUUUGGAAGUACUAAUAAGGAAGAAGGUCUUUAAUUCAGAAGAUUUUGAAUGGAUAAGGCAGCUUCGCUACGAGUGGAAUGAGCAAAAUAACUCAUGCUAUGUACUACAAGGUAAUGCAUCCUUUAUGUACGGCUAUGAGUACCUGGGGUGCUCCUCUCGUUUGGUUAUCACCCCUCUCACUGACCGUUGCUGGCUAACACUGACGGCUGCUCUACAUCUGCACCUUGGAGGGUCCCCAGCGGGUCCUGCUGGUACUGGAAAAACUGAAACCGUCAAAGAUCUAGCCAAAGCUUUAGGAAAACAAUGUGUAGUGUUUAAUUGCUCGGAAGGCCUGGAUUACAAGAUGAUGGGCAAGUUCUUCUCAGGAAUGGCUCAGUCCGGCGCCUGGUGCUGUUUUGAUGAGUUUAAUCGGAUUGAUAUUGAAGUUCUCUCUGUAAUCGCCUCGCAGAUCCAUUCAAUUAAAACCGCCAAGGAUAGUCAAGCCAUAAGGUUUGUGUUUGAAGGUAGAGAAAUCCGUCUGAACAUGUCUUGUGGAAUUUUUAUUACCAUGAAUCCAGGAUACGGAGGACGUGUUGAGCUCCCGGACAAUCUGAAAUCCUUCUUUCGACCCGUGGCGAUGAUGGUGCCGGAUUACCAGCUCAUUGCAGAAAUUAUGUUAUUCUCCGAGGGGUUCAAGGCUGCAAAAUCCCUGUCCAGGAAGCUGGUUAAUUUGUACCAGCUGGCCAGCAAACAGCUUUCUCAGCAGAAUCACUAUGAUUUUGGAAUGAGAGCCAUUAAGACAGUUCUAGUAAUGGCCGGGCAGAAGAAGCAGAAAUUAGAAUCAAGACAUGACAAGGUAAAGAAACUUGAUGUUGAAGAAGAAUCCCUGAUAAUAAUUAAUGCAUUAAAAGAAGCAAACUUGCCGAAAUUUCUGGCUGAAGAUGUCCCUCUUUUUGAAAACAUAAUGGUCGAUUUGUUCCCCGGAAUAACAGCUGAAAAAACAGACACCAAACAACUGGAGAAAGCAAUUUCUUUAGCCAUAAAUGAACUAGGUUUGCAGCCCUGGGAGAGUCAGCUUGAGAAAGCCAUCCAAUUCUACAAUCAGAUAGUGGCCCGUCAUGGAGUCAUGCUGGUGGGACCCUCCGGUGGAGGAAAGACCACCGUUAGAAGAAUUAUGGAGAAAGCUUUGGCACACAUGCCGUCCAACAGCAAUAACUCAUCACUGAACGUCUCUAAGAAAGGGAAGGUGGAAACCUUUAUACUCAAUCCUAAGUGCGUGUCCCUCGGCGAGCUGUACGGAGAAAUCAAUCCUAACACCAUGGAGUGGUCUGACGGUCUAUUGGCAUCAGCCGUACGGUCAUUCGCAGAACAUUCAUCCAAAGACAACGCCAAGCACGCCAUUGUCACCCAUUUGGAAAACACAGAAGAGGGUUCCAAUCCUCCGAGCGCAAGAACAAACAAAGAAUAUGAGGAUUCCGUAACGGGGCACGUCAGAUGUGAGACCAUGCCUGACUGGCAGUGGGUGAUCCUAGAUGGUCCUGUAGACACAGUCUGGGUGGAGAGCCUUAACACGGUUCUCGAUGAUACCAGAACUCUCUGUCUGGCCAACAGUGAACGAAUCCGGCUGCCUCUAGGGAUGAGAAUGAUAUUUGAAGUAGACAGCCUAUCACAAGCAAGUCCUGCUACGGUCAGCCGAUGUGCCAUGGUAUAUAUGGAUCCAGUGGAUUUAGGUUGGCAGCCAUUUGUGAAGACCUGGUUGGUUCAGUUGGCGACAAAAUUGCCUCCCAGAGGGGUUCAGUACCUGGAGAGCUUACUAUCAAUGAGUGUGGAAGAAGGACUUCAAUUCAUACGCAAACACAAGGCGUUCCUGCCAUUUCCUUUGCAGGAUGUGGGAGUCGUGAUGAACCUCUGUAAAAUCUUACAGGCUUUUAUGGAUUUUAUGAGUGUCAAUGGAGGCUUUGGACAGAUUAAUGAAGAUAUCACUGAAGAAUAUUCUGUGUCUCCGUUCCCGGGGGGCGCUCGACAACUCAGCAGUGCAAACACUGUGUAUACACCAAGCCUGAGUGGGAGCCUUAAAAGGAGGGAAGAACAUAAAUGGUUCAUGGAGAAUCACCCUGAAAAGCUGACCUCACUUCUGGGUAAAAUCUUUGUAUUUGCAUUCACGUGGGCGUUUGGAGGAGCCUUACAGAGAGAAGAUGAGCAAGAAGGAGACUCGCUUAUAGGAUUAAAAGCGAGGGAUGAGUCCUUGGUUAACGUCACGUAUGACUUCAGUAGCUUUGUCCAUGAUUUAUUUGAAGGCGAGAACAACUAUGGAAUUCAGAUGCCUCUGGGAGAGAAAUCAAUGUUCAGCUAUUUUGUUGAUCUGCAAACCGGCAAUUUUGUACCUUGGAGCAAUUUGAUUCCGUCUACAGAGUCUUUAAUUCGGAAAGGAACGUUAUCAUUCUCAGAUUCUAAAGGUGUCUCCCGUCAACACUUUAUUUCCACUGUAGACAGCAUCAAAUAUUCAUUCCUAGCCAGCCUGCUUCUUGUCAGCAACCAGCCUCUGCUUAUUACAGGAGAUUCUGGUGUUGGGAAAUCUACUUUAAUCCAGGACUUGCUCAGGAAGUUGCAGGAACCUGGAGGGCUCUCUGUAAAUACAGGGACAAUAUUAGGGGACAUAUUCCUAUUUAAUGAAUCAAGGAAAAUAAGUCUUUUACAGAAUAUCACUUCAUUAACAAACAUUUCAGGAACUGAAAAUUAUUCUGCUCUGGCCCCUAACGACCUUGCAUCUGGACAAAAAUCUCACAGAACAAACCAAUUAAUAGUCUCAACAGUACAAUUAGGAGCAAACACGAGCACUGCCACUGUCCAAGGCCAAAUCCUCAACAAACUAACGAAGAGAGGCCGUGAUACACUGGGAGCUCCGAAAUCGAAGAAAGUGGCUGUGUUUAUUGACGAUUUAAACAUGCCAAAUCCUGAGCAGUAUGGUGCCCAACCGCCCCUGGAGUUAAUUCGACAGUUUUUGGAACUUGGAGGAUUUUAUGACACAAACACCCUCAACUGGAAGAACGUCCAAGAUGUCUCCUUAAUCGCAGCUUGUGCUCCCCCUGGUGGUGGGAGAAAUGAGAUUAGCCCACGUCUUCUUCAACACUUCUGCAUGAUUGUCCUCCCUCACCCGUCUGUCCAGGCUCUCCAGCAUAUAUUCCAGGUGCAGCUGGGGACCUUUCUACAAAGCAAUAAUUUUUUAGCUGAAAUUCAGAAGUGCCGGAAUUUAUUAUCGUCUUGCUCCAUCGCCAUUUACUACAAGAUGUGCCAGAGUUUAUUACCAACGCCAGCAAAAUGUCAUUACACCUUUAAUCUAAGAGAUCUUUUUAAGGUUCUGCAGGGACUUCUUCAGGCCAAUGGGUCAGUGAUUGUCACAAAAGAGAACGCAGCUCAGUUACUGUCUCACGAAGUGACGCGUGUGUUCCAUGACCGGCUGGUGGAAGAUCGAGACAGGGAAAUCUUUUAUCAGUGUCUCUCUGAUGAGCUACAUAAUUAUUUCAAGUUUUCUUGGACCAAAGAGAAGCUGAUGAAAGAGCCAAUCCAGUUUGCAGACUUUUUGGAGCCAAAUACGUCUGUUAAAACCAGAAUCUAUCGACCAGUCACAAACCGUAAACUGUUAGUGUCCAGACUGGAAGAUUAUCGGAUUAAAAUGAAAAUUAAUUCAUCAAACGCAACAGGUGUCUGUGUGUUCUUUAAAGAUGCUAUUCAGCAUAUACUAAGAGCCGCUCGAGUCUUUAGACAACCGGGAGGCCACCUGAUGCUUAUUGGGCUGGAUGGUAUGGGAAAAGUGACCAACGCAGCCAUGGCAUGUUACAUAUCAGAGUGUAAGCUCUUCCGGUUGUCUAUAACCCAGAAUUACAGCCACGCAGAAUUCCGCGAAGAAUUGAAGAAAGUGUACAAACAGGCAGGGCUGCAGGGAACGAACACUGUACUUCUUAUUACUGACACAGACUUGGUUAAGGACUCAUUUUUGGAGGAUAUAAACUGCAUCCUGAGCUCCGGGGAGGUCCCAGAACUGUUUGACAAGGAAGAGCUGGAUGGAAUAUUUGUGGAACUUAAGGCGGCGGCAUUGGAGACCAACGUGGCAGAUAACCCUCAGUCAUUCCUCGCGUUCUUCCUACAGCGAGUCCGUUGCAAGCUCCAUGUUGUCCUGGCACUAAGCCCCGCUGGGCAGACUUUCAGAGAACGUUGCCGGUUAAACCCCUCUCUAGUUAAUUGCUGCACAAUUGACUGGUAUGACGAGUGGCCUGAGGAGGCUCUCCUGGAUGUAGCUAUUGGCCACAUCACGCAACACAACCUGGUUCAAGAUCGCACGGAAUUGCAAAAUAAUAUUGCCAAAGUCUGUGUUGAAAUUCACAAGAGCGUGUCUAGAAAAGUCACACAAUUUCUUGGAGAAACUAGACAGCAUUACUAUAUCACACCACAAAAUUACCUUGGAUUCAUCGACACCUUUUCACAUAUUUUUCAAACGAGGAAAGAACUUAUUACCAUGGACAGGAAUCGUUUUUUCACUGGUUUGUCUAAGCUUUUGGAAGCUGCAUCAUCUGUUGAAAUUAUGCAGCAAGAGCUAGUAGUCCUGGGACCGCAGAUAGAGAAAAAAUCAAAGGAGAUAGAAGUCUUGAUGGUGAAGCUCCAGAAAGAUUCUGUAGUGGUGGAACAGGUCAGAACGAUUGUUAAACAGGAGGAAGAAGUUAUGGCGGAGGAAACAAAUAUCGUUGAAAAGUAUGCAGAGAAUGCAUUCCAGGAGCUCAGUGAUGUCCUACCAGCCUUGCAGCAGGCAGUGAGUGCACUCGAUUCCUUGGACAAAUCCGACAUUUCAGAAGUCCGAGUAUAUACACAUCCCCCCUUUUUGGUACUAACGGUCAUGAAUGCAGUUUGUGUCCUGCUACAGAAGAAGCCAGACUGGCCUACAGCUAAACUACUACUUGGAGAUCCAGGAUUCUUAAAAAGACUGGUCACUCUUGAUAAAGACAGUAUUCCGGAUAAGGUGUUUGUGAAAUUACGACAGUAUUCCCAGGUGCCAGAAUUUAACCCUAAAGUUGUGGGUUUUGUGUCGAAUGCAUGCCGUUCUCUCUGCCAGUGGGUUUUGGCUUUGGAGCACUAUCAUAACGUGCAGAAGACAGUGGAACCAAAACAGCGACGUUUGUCAGAGGCCAAAGAAGCGCUAAGACUUGCCCAGGAACGGUUAAAGCAGAAACAGAAAGCUUUGUCUGCGGUUGAAGAACACCAGCAGUCAUUGCAGAGACAGUACAAUGAAAGCGUGGCCGCGAAGGACCUUCUGGCGCAUCGAAAACAAUUAACCGCCGUACGCUUGAAGACUGCCUCCGUGUUGAUCUUCGCUCUGGACGAAGAGAAGGUGCGAUGGCAGGAGUCCGUUAACAGAUUAGACCUUCGGCUGGAAGGAAUCCUUGGCAAUCUACUGGUUUCUGCCGCGUUUAUCGUGUAUUGUGGGGUGUUUACAUCAGACUAUCGGACGCAACUAGUGGGGGAAUGGCUAAAGUUGUGUGAAACCUACAAGAUCCCUGCGUCUGAUGACUACUCGGUAAUCCGAGCAAUGGCGUCUAAGAACGAGGUCCGGCGGUGGCAAAAUGAAGGUCUACCUCCUGAUCCUUAUUCUACUGAAAACGCUAUUUUGGUUAAAAAUGGGCAACGGUGGCCACUCUUGAUUGAUCCUCAUGGUCAAGCAUAUAAAUGGAUUUGCCAAAUGGAAGGUGAACGAUUGCAAAAGGUCCGGGCUUCUGAUCCUGGCUAUAUAACAAUAAUGGAAAAUGCUAUUCGACUCGGAGAACCGGUUCUCUUACAGGAUGUUGCAGAAGACCUGGACCCAAGCCUAAAGCCUAUUUUAGGGAAGAAAAUUUACAGAAGAGCAGGGCAAGACUUCAUAAAGAUAGGCGAUUCUGAAAUUGAAUAUAACCACAAUUUUAGGCUGUACAUGACAACACCGUCACCCAAUCCUCACUUCCUGCCAGCAGUUUGCAUUAUGGUCACAAUGAUCAACUUCACGGUAACAUUUAAAGGUUUGCGAGACCAGCUACUUUCCCUGGUGGUCGAACACAAGCAACCACACCUGGAAGAGCAGAGAAGUCAGUUGAUGGAGAGCAUUACUGAGGACCUUUAUACACUUCACGAACUCGAGGAGAAAUCUCUCACCCUUCUACAGAAAACCGAAGGACACUUGCUAGAUGAUCACGACCUUAUUGAAACAUUGAAAAAGUCCAAAAUAACUUCCAGGAAUGUUUCCCAGCGGAUUGAGGCCUCUGAGAAAACAGAAGCUACUAUUGAAGCGGCACGUGAGGUGUACCUGCCUAUUGCUACACGAGGGGCUAUUCUGUACUUCAUGGUGGCCGAUCUCAUUCACCUGAAUUAUAUGUACCAGUUCUCUCUGCACUGGUUUCACCAGGUCUUCGUGGAAUCCUUGGGGUCGGUCGAAACUAUUCAGCCAGAGUUAUCAUUUUCUGGCACAAUAAGACCUUCCAGUCGAGCGAAAUCUGCAAAUAAAGUGGUGCAAGAAAGUCCAUCCAUCGAAAGCGAGGAUAUCAAGAGGCAAAUUCAUGACAUCAGUAAUGUUUUAACAGAAAAUGUGUAUAAGAUUAUUUCUUCCGGACUUUUCACGGAGCACCAGCUUUGCUGCUCGUUCAUGCUCUGUGCUAACAUCAUGAAACACAGCAGCAGCUCCGAUCCUUCCAGUAACGCACAGGAACUUCUUCCAAAUCCAGAAUGGGAUUUCUUUUUACACUCCAUGCUGCUGGCCAACAUGAUGGAAAAAGAAACACAUCCCAACAUUAUAGACCGGCAAGUUCCAGGCCAAGCACCCACUACUGACAGCAAUGCACAAACCGAAGAAGUAGGUGGCGAGUCUCACGUACAUUGCUCCCCUAAGUGUCUCUCGGAGUCCACAUGGAAACAGUGCCAGUACUUAACUGCCAACAUGAAAUCCUUCUCAUCCCUGUGCCACACUAUUGCUUCUAACACCCAACAGUGGAAGGAAUUCUUCAAAGCUGACGAUCUGUAUCAGUAUCUAAGGAAUCCAUACACCCUCCAGCCAGAUAUAACACUGCCAAUAGAGGAAACUCCAGCUAAUCUGGAAAUAUUUCAAUGGGAAAAACUGUCAUCAUUCCAGAAACUUAUUAUGAUCAAGGUCCUUCGGCCUGAAUGUUUUAUAAGUGCCAUACAGGAUUUUAUUGUUGAGAACAUGGGCCUUCAAUAUCUUCAAAGUGGCCGAAUGAAUCUAAAGCAAGUGUAUGAAAAGUCUACAGCAACCGAGCCACUUAUAUUUAUUCUUUCUCCAGGUACCGAUCCAGUUGGACAGUUGGAACGACUUGCCAUGGAAACUCGGGGUAGCACCAUGCAUUUGGACAUUAUAUCUCUGGGUCGUGGUCAAGGAGUCAAAGCUGAGGAAUUGAUCAGCAAAGCACAGCAUCUGAAAGGCCGAUGGGUUUUCCUUCAAAACUGUCACCUGGCGGCUUCCUUCAUGCCAAAACUGCAGGAAAUCGUAGCCAAAUUGUCACAUCAAAACAAUUACACUGAUUCACAAUUCAGACUGUGGUUAAGCUCAAAGCCCGACACAGCUUUUCCCGUUUCUAUUUUACAGAAAAGCUUUAAGAUGGCGGUUGAACCUCCGCAAGGUCUUAAAGGAAAGUUGUUACAGACCUUUGAUGCCAGUGGCUCUGGGGUGGUAACAGAGGACGUAUUUGAGAAGGGGGCAGAUGGACAAUCAUGGAAAAAAUUACUCUUCAGCCUGUGUUUCUUCAAUGCCGUCAUAAAUGAAAGAAGAAAGUAUGGCUCCCUUGGCUGGAAUAUCCCGUACCAGUUCACCGCCUCUGACCUUGAGGUCUCCAUACAGAUGCUUGCAAUGUUCAUGCAGGGACAGAAUGAGAUCCCGUGGCAGGCUGUUCAUUAUCUGACAGGGGAAGUUGUGUACGGAGGUCGCGUCACUGACUCCUGGGACCGACGCUGUCUCCUUAGCAUCUUGGACAAUUUCUAUAAUCCAGCAGUAUUGCAAGAAAACCACUCCUUCUCCUCUGAUAAUGUUUAUCGGUCAUUGUCGGACAGUGCGACUCUCCAAGACUACAGAGAUUACCUGUCCUCGCUCCCAGACACAGACUCGCCCGAGAUAUUUGGGAUGCAUCCCACUGCUGAGAGAACCCAUCUAGAAUCUCAGGCCCAGAUCUUCCUGGACACCAUAGUCAGUAUGCAGUCUAGGAUCAGUGUGGAGCACGCAGCAGACAGAGGUGAAGAAAACAAGGAUAAGAUAGUCCUGGAGAUCAUUGCUGACAUCCUUAAAGUGUUACCGCAGACGGUCGAAACCAAAACCAAGCAGGACCCGGCCGUGAAUGUCGAUGGGGUCACUCUUAGUGCCUUGUUUGCACUGCCUGCAUGGGAAUCAGUCGUCAAAUCCACCCAAGGUUACGACCCAUUGAUUAACUCUGCAUUACUGACAGUCCUGCACCAGGAAAUCGAUCGCUUUAACCAUUUAUUAUCAGUUAUACACACAUCGCUGCACAGUUUGAAACAAGCUAUUAGAGGAGAGAUUAUCCUCAACAAGGCGCUCGAGGAUGUCUAUAACUCCCUCAUGAACCUUAAGGUGCCCCCUCUCUGGCAGCAAUGUUCCUAUGAAUCCUGCAAAUUGCUGGGAUCUUGGGUUGAUGAUCUUGUUCAACGACUUGACUUUUUUUCAACGUGGGCCAAGCAUGUCAUGAAAUGCAUACAGGAAAGGUUUGGCCAGGUGCUGGGUUUCCAGAAGGUAUUUCAGUAUCACAGACCCAGCUCCUUAAAAACGGCAUUGAUUCCUGAAAUAACGGCGGCUCUCCGGGAACAGCCAAACAGUUACUGGCUUUCGGCAUUCUUUUUCCCUCAAGGGUUCCUGACGGCAGUUUUGCAGAACUUUGCACGGAUGAAAGGACUCUCGGUGGAUUCUCUCACUUUUAAACAUCGUGUCCUUCCUGCAGCGAGUGACACUACAGAAGGAAAUAGAAGGCAAAAUGUAAUCGGUACAGCUUUCAGCGAGUCUUCUCUGCCCGAAGAAGGAAUCCUCAUUUUUGGCUUGUUCCUAGACGGUGCCAAAUGGGACAUUAAAACUCAAGCCUUGCAGGAAUCAGAACAUCAACACAGAUUUUAUUCAAUGCCUCAAAUACAAUUCAUCCCACGAGUGAAUGGUGUUGGGAUAGAGGAUGAAGCCAGUGAUGAAGAGAUGCCGUAUACCUAUGAAUGUCCAUUGUACAGGACCCCAAAGAGAGCUGGAACAUUAUCUUCAACAGGACUCUCCACCAACUAUGUGACUGCUGUCACGUUACAGUCAUGUGUCGAACCAAAACACUGGAUCAGAAGAGGAGUGGCUCUCCUGUGCCAAAUGAACGACUAA